This is a messenger RNA of Synchytrium microbalum, 1062 nucleotides long. RefSeq lists its product as uncharacterized. Gene Ontology annotation, biological process: adenylate cyclase-modulating G protein-coupled receptor signaling pathway. NCBI's taxonomy places the organism in Eukaryota, Fungi, Chytridiomycota, Chytridiomycetes, Synchytriales, Synchytriaceae. Gene Ontology annotation, molecular function: G-protein beta/gamma-subunit complex binding; GTPase activity; G protein-coupled receptor binding. The transcript has 7 exons. The record is from RefSeq and is a predicted model, not a curated record. Bases 1 to 1062 code for a protein of 353 amino acids. Gene Ontology annotation, cellular component: heterotrimeric G-protein complex.
AUGGGUUGUUGUGCUAGUGCUGAAGAACAGGACAAGAAGAAGAGGAACGAUGAAAUCGACAAUGCCCUGAAAAAGGAACAGGCUAAACUCAGAAAUGAAGUCAAAAUGCUGCUUCUGGGUGCCGGAGAAUCAGGCAAAUCAACAAUCUUAAAACAAAUGAAGCUGAUUCACGACUCUGGCUACUCGGCCGAAGAACGUGAAGCAUUCAAAGAAAUCAUCUUUUCAAACACGGCUCAAUCGAUGCGUGUCAUCUUGGAAGCAAUGUCCUCGAUGGGUAUCGCACUCGGAAACGACGAUAACGAAAAACACAAGGCUGUCAUCUUGGAAUUGCCAAACCAGAUCGAGGCUGAAGUGUUUCCUCCUGAAGUCGCUGCUGCUGUUAAGGCUCUUUGGAUUGAUGAGGGUGUCAAGGUUGCUUUUGGUCGUAGUCGUGAAUACCAGCUUAACGAUUCUGCUAGAUACUACUUUGACGCUGUAGACCGUAUCGCUGCUGGUGAUUACGUCCCAACUGACCAAGAUGUCUUGCGUUCUCGUGUCAAGACAACGGGUAUUGCUGAAUCUACCUUCCACAUUGGUGAAUUGACAUACAGAAUAUUCGAUGUCGGAGGACAACGUUCUGAACGAAAGAAGUGGAUCCACUGUUUCGAAAACGUCACUGCUAUUGUAUUCUUGGUUGCCAUCUCUGAAUACGAUCAAGUGUUGGUUGAGGAUGAGACUGUGAACCGUAUGCAAGAAGCACUCACCCUCUUUGACUCCAUCUGUAACUCUCGAUGGUUUGUAAAAACCUCCAUCAUCCUCUUCUUGAACAAGAUUGACUUGUUCAAGGACAAGUUGCCCAAGUCUCCAAUGGUUAAAUACUUCCCUGAUUUCACUGGUGGUGAAUCUUAUGAUGGUGCUUGCGAGUACAUUCUCAACCGCUUCGUCUCAUUAAACCAAUCGGAUCAAAAACAAAUCUACACUCACUUCACUUGUGCAACGGAUACGACACAAAUCAAGUUUGUUAUGGCUGCUGUUAAUGAUAUCAUCAUUCAGACAAACUUGAGGGACUGUGGUCUCAUGUAA